Molecule: messenger RNA, 318 nt
Organism: Didymodactylos carnosus
Lineage: Eukaryota; Metazoa; Rotifera; Eurotatoria; Philodinida; Philodinidae
Source: the annotation of a GenBank genome assembly
AUGAAUCAUCAAGAAGGACUUAUCAGUGUUGCAGAAUUAAAAGGAAAUUUUUAUUUAGCUAUGAAACAAUAUAUACAGGCGAUUGUUUAUUACAAACAACCGUUAGAACUUCGUCGUAAAUUACUUCCCGAAUCACAUCCAGACAUUGGUAAUAGUGCAAUUGCAAUGGCCUACGAAUUUUGGAAAAAAUAUCCAAAAUGUAUUGAUUAUUAUCAGGAAGCAAUAAAACAAUAUCAACGUACAUUGAAAGAUAAUCAUCCAUUGAUAACACAAAUUAUUAAUAAUUUACAAAAGCUUAAACAUCGAACAAAACAUUAA